AGCAGUAAAUUCUACGUUUUCAUUCAUAUAUAUUACCAACAACCUGAUAACUGACAAGCUAUUCAUAAUGCACACACAAGAGUCAACACACCAGAAGCUACCAUGGCUUCAGUAAGCUCUACAGAGUCUCUGGAAAUGGGUUCUAUCAUCGAACGAUAUGAGGGACUCUUCAACAGUCAAUCCAUGAGUGAUAUUCAGUUUAGUUUUGAUGUCACAGAGGGGCCAAUGGUGUAUGCUCACAAGGUUAUACUAGGUGCAGCCAGUGAUGUCUUCAAGAGCAUGUUCUAUGGGGAACUAAAGGAGACGUCAAAUGUCAUUGAUAUACCAGAUAUUUCAAGGAAUGUGUUUCUUGAAAUCAUGAGGUGCAUAUACUAUGGAGAGGUCAAGCUGAACCCAGAAAACGUCCUAGAAGUUCUCUAUGGCGCCAAAAAAUACCAAGUACUGGAAUUGGCUAAACUAUGUAAAAAGUACUUAGAUGAAAAAAUGGACAUUGAAAACGUUUGUAUACUAUUGGAUGCAGCUCUGACAUUCAAUGAAGGAUCAUUGAAAGAGAAAUGCUUGGAAAAGAUAGCUGAUGACACUGUUGAUGUGCUAGCCACAGAUGCUUUCCUAGAGAUUUCCAAAGGGGCUCUGGGGCAUAUUCUAGAUCAGGAUGUGUUAAAGGUUAACUCAGAAGUUGAUGUUUUCCAAGCAGUGGUCAGAUGGGCAGAAAAUGCAUGUAGGACACAAAAUCUUGAACCAAGCGGUCAGACCAUGAGGGAAAUGAUUGGUGAUCCCAUCUUCAAAUUGCGCUUAUAUCCUCUUACGCCUGAGCAACUAGAGAAAUAUAUUGUACCAUCUGGUAUACUUCACCUUCAAGAAAUGUCUGAUCUAAUUAACAGCUUUUCUACUGGUGAAUACGACAUCCUCAAGUUUAGCAAAGGCAAUAGAAAGGAAGUUAACAAAACAAAGAUAUAUGUUUGCAACCGUUACCGUUCUCAUAUAAAAGGAGAUUCCUCCGGUUGGCCUUGUUCAGGACAUAAGUAUGAUGCAUUACAAUUCAGGGUGAACAAAUCUAUAAUUUUAUUAGGUAUGGGCGUAUUUUUGCCAUAUAAAGAAAAAGCAUACAAUUUUACAGCAAACAUUGAGAUACUGAAUAUUGACAAGGAUUCACUUUAUAAGGCAAAGCAUGAGUUUACGCAGGCUGAUGUUACAUAUGGAGAUGUUUUACACUGUUUGAAAUUUGAGAAAACAGUGAAAAUUGAAUCAAACCAAAUAUAUUCAAUUAAAGCAUUGCUUGAAGGACCAAAUACUUAUUUUACUGAAUCAACAAAUACUGCUCCAUCAGCAGCAAAUGUUGGAUUUACAUUCUUAGAUCAUCCAGAUUCUGAUAAUGGUACAUGCAGCAGACAAGGACAAAUUCCUUGUCUGUACUUCAUUCUUAGUGAUAAAAAAUAAGACUAAGCAUAUCAUAGUAAUGACUUCUGCAGUAUGCAUGGCAGUACAUAAAAGACUCAGACUAAAAAGGAACAAUAAAUGCACGUGGGACUUCACUUUAGGGCAAAUAGCUGUAUAAUUUGUAAUUUGGUUACCGCCAUAUUUUGGCGAGCAAUACCUCAUUGGUAUAUUUCCGUAUUUUACAUAUUUACACUCAAAGACAGAACCAGCCCCUCCUUGGAGGAGCCUUGGGUUAAGUUCUGACCCAAGAUAUCAUUAAAAUAUUCUUAAUUCAUAGUCAAUAGCUUCAAUUCACUGUCAAAGCAACAUACCGUAUCAUCUCUAAUGAUCAUAGUGUCGAUUAUCACAGAUAAUCUAUUUAGUCGUUUACAUACUCUACAGCUAGUGUAUUUCUUUCUCUGCAUUAAAUAUAAUCAUCAAUAGAUAUCUUGUUGUAUAAAUAUCCAAC
Messenger RNA from Owenia fusiformis, 1885 nucleotides. The record is from the annotation of a GenBank genome assembly. Lineage: Eukaryota; Metazoa; Annelida; Polychaeta; Sabellida; Oweniidae.